UGGAGCCGCACUUUGCCGACCACUGGCCUAUGAGAUUUAUCUAUUUAAUAAUCUGCCGUUGCUAAGUUUAAACCAAUCCGGAAAAAGCAUGGUCAGUUAAGUAAUAAUCUUUUGACAUGCAUUCUUCUUUAUAAGCUAAAAGCAAAUAAAGUAAUUUUUGUUACUGAGGGGAGUGUUAAUACUAAGCAAUAAGCGUAAACAAUGAUUAGAUAAUGUUAUUGACAAUGUUAAAUUUAAUUUUAAUAAUAUUUUUGUAUCAGUUUUUGUUUCUAAUUUUUGAUUGAUGUAUUUAAAUUUGUUCUUUAACUGAACUCUGAAAGAUUUACUUUUAUCAUUUAAGAUAAAACUUUCACAAUUAAAACGGCAUAUUCAAUAUUUAAUCUCCCCUUAUUUUUUGCUGAAUAAUCAUAUAUAAUAUCGAUGACGAAAACUCCUCUACAAAAAGUUGUAUUUAUAUUAUCUAUUUCAUUCUUAAAUAAACAGUUGUUCACACAGUGCUCGAACAUACAGAAAUUAAUGCAAUAUGUGUAACAAAGCAAUUACAUUUAAAGGUAGUUUAAUUAAGCAUUCCCUUCUAAGUAAUGGAGAUAAAUCUUAUGUAUGCAAUGUAUGUAAUAAAACAUUCACACGAAACAACAGUUUAAAAAGACACUAUCUUAUUCAUACUGGACUUAAACCUCAUGUAUGCAGUGUGUGUGAAAGAACAUUUACGCAGAAAACUAGUUUAAACAAACACUAUCUAACUCAUUCUGAAAAAAAAACUUUGACUGUUACUGCGGAUAAACUGUAUUCAUGUAGUGUCUGUCAUAAAUCUUUAACGAAAAAAUCUCAUUUACUUAGACACUAUCUUGUGCAUACUGGAGAGAAGCCUUAUUCAUGCAGUGUGUGUAAGAAAACAUUUUCACAGACAGCCAGUUUAAAAAAGCACGUUGUAAUUCAUACCGGUGAAAAACCUUAUUCAUGUGGUGUAUGUAAUAAAACAUUUUCUCUGAAAGCUCAUUUAGACAAGCACUCUUUUGUACAUACUGGCGAAAAACCUUAUGAAUGCAGCGUAUGUAAUAAAACGUUCUCCCUGAAAACUAAUUUGAGUAGACAUUCUAUUGUUCAUACUGGAGAAAAGCCUUAUUCGUGCAAUGUAUGUGAUAAGACCUUCACACGCAAAACUCAUUUAGAUAAACACUAUUUUGUUCAUACAGGAGAAAAACCUUUUCCAUGCAGUGUAUGUGAUAAAGCAUUCAGACAAAAGAGAAGUUUAAAUAAACACUCUCUUGUUCAUACGGAAGAGAAAAUUUUUCCAAGCAGUAUGUGAAAUAAGUUAUUUGUAUAGUAAAGGAGUUAAAUGUUUAUUAUUAUAUUGUUAUUAUUUAGUUAUUAUAUUCUUAUUCUUUAGUUAUAUUGUUACAUGUUAUUAAAUUUUUUUUUCAAAAAGAAAAAAAUAUUUGAGUUAUUAAAAAGAAUAUAAAUGACAAUUCAGAAAAUGUGUAUUGUUACAAUUAUGAUGAAAUAUGUAAUUUUGUGGGGAAAAUAAACCAGAUUUAAACAUGACGUCUAAAAUCGAAGGAAAAAAGAAGGAACAGCAUACCAUCCAUUUACAUUGAUUUCUAAUUGGGAUUACUACUGAUCUAUUACUGAUAAAUAUUUAAUAGUCCUCCAUUAGUUUGAGUCCUGAGAAGCAUUCUGCCUAAACGAUUGUUGAAGUAAACUCUACUUUGCACAAAUUGUAGAUAAGCUUUUCUAUGCAGUAUACAUGAGAUAGAACAUUUAAGAAGAAAAAAAAGUUUAAAUAAACACUUUAUUUUCAUAUUUGAGAGUAUAUUUGAUAACUUUGUAAUGAAAAAGAAACCUCAAAUGAGAAAAAAGAAAGUGUAUAAAAAGAAAAUUGAUAUAGAAACAACGUAGUAAACCUACGAUUGUUGAAAGUCAAAGAUAUGGUAAAAGAAGUCAAUUUGUUCUAGUUUCGUAUGUAGUAAACAUUUUAUUAGUUUUUAUUGAAAUAUUAAGAUUAAAUGUUUACUCUUUUCGUAAGUCAGAUUUAAUAUGACACAGAGCAGGAAUUAUUUGUAAUUGCUUUAAAAUACAAAAAAGGAAAAUAUUAUUUUUAAUUUAAUCUAUACUCAGAGGGGAUACAAGUGUAUCCUCCUUACUCCAAUGCUAGCACCCAUGCUGAGGUCAAAAAAUGCCAACCUACAUGUUGCACGAUUUGUUACAGUUAGGGUGCACAACAAGUGGCCUACCAACUGUUGAUGUGUGACCCGCUGGAGCUUCGGAAUGAAAUGAAAAUUUUUUUUACUUUGUUUAUUAUUUAAACAUUAUAAAUUUUCUUUAAUUAAAAUAUUUCAUUUAAAUUCAUAUUACUCUAUAAAAAAAAUGCAUAUAUUUUUUGCACUUUCGUUCUGUAAGCUUAUAAUGCAUUAUAGCCUUUUAUGUUCUGUAAGCUUCUUUAAGAAUUUAUAUUCCCCCCCCCCAAUAUUUAUGUAUAUAUAUAUAUAUUUCAUAAAUUAAUUAUUGUGAAAAAUGGAAACAGUUUCUUAUACAAAGUAUCAGUUGUUUUAGUUUUAAAUAAAUUCAAAUAAUUAAAAGUGUUAAAUUUUCUGCAAAUAUGUUAUUAAAUUUAUUGAUAAAAAUAUUUUGUGAUUCAUAAUAUUUAUAUAAACUUUGCCAUGUUUGCCGCUAACAUGACGAAAUGGGCGUGCAGCUCUUUGUUACUCUACCUGCUGUGCAAGUGGCCCUUCAGUCAAAAAGGUUGUGCACCCCUAUGUUUCAGGCUAGGGUACUGACUGUCAUCCAUCAAGGCAUGCUCACCUUUGAGCCGAUCAACAUCGAAUUAAAAUGUGGUAACUAGUUUGAAUGACCACCAUUUAGCAGGGUAUAUAUUUGAAAACAUACAAGGACUGAUCCAACAUUCUAUGCAAAACCGAUUGAGAUAGCACAAGAGCAACAGGACCUGUUGGAUGAGACAUCUCAACUGCAUACUUUUUAUUGUUGUUCAAAGAGUUAAAGUAAAUAUUGUUUGUUAUAAAAAUUUGAUUUAUUGAAUAAAGAUGUUCUUUGUUUGAUUAUCAACUUAGUAACAUUAAAAAAAGAA
Molecule: messenger RNA, 3085 nt
Organism: Parasteatoda tepidariorum (common house spider)
Lineage: Eukaryota; Metazoa; Arthropoda; Arachnida; Araneae; Theridiidae
Source: RefSeq, a predicted model, not a curated record